CCAGUAAGUACAGUUGAUCGCCCCUCCACCUCCACCGUCGUCAAAGGGAUUUCUUGCUUCCCCCUCCCACUCCGAACCCUAGAAAGUAGAGGAGCUCUUCCCCUCACCCACCAUCGCAGCUUCCUGCUAUUCCAUUUGAGGGAAAAACCUAUUGUUCCCAGCUGAAUUAUCCAUCUGUUCCGAGCUCUUACACUACGCGAUAGCGAAAUCUUAUCCAUAAGCCAUGGACGCGCAGCGAGCUUUGUUGGACGAGCUCAUGGGCUCAGCUCGUAACUUGACGGAGGAAGAGAAGAGGGGAUACAAGGAAAUCAGAUGGGACGAUAAGGAGGUCUGUGCAUUCUAUAUGGUCCGGUUUUGCCCUCACGAUCUCUUCAUCAAUACUCGAAGCGACCUCGGUCCGUGCCCAAGAAUCCAUGAUUUGAAGCUGAAAGAAAGUUUUGAGAACUCUCCAAAGCAUGACGCCUAUGUGCCAAAAUUUGAAGCUGAACUCGCGCAGUUCUGUGAGAAACUGGUGAUGGACUUGGAUAGAAGAGUUAGGCGCGGGCGGGAGCGUCUUGCGCAAGAUGCUGAACCUGUGCCACCUCCUCCUCUUUCUGCUGAAAAAUCUGAACAACUAUCAGUGCUCGAGGAGAAAAUCAAAAACCUGCUGGAGCAGGUGGAAGCCCUUGGUGAAUCUGGAAAAGUAGAUGAAGCUGAAGCACUCAUGAGAAAGGUGGAGAUGCUUAAUACUGAAAAGACUGCUUUGACACAACCUACCCAAAAUGAGAAGGUUCUGAUGCUUACACAGGAGAAGAAGAUGGCUCUUUGUGAGAUAUGUGGCUCGUUUCUGGUGGCUAAUGAUGCAGCAGAGCGGGUUCAGUCUCAUAUCACAGGGAAGCAGCAUGUAGGUUAUGGCAUGGUUAGGGAUUUCAUAGCAGAGUACAAGGAAGCUAAGGAGAAGAGAAGGGAGGAGGAAAGACAAGCAAGGGAAAAAGAAGCUGAGGAGCGGAGGAAGCAGAGAGACAAGGAACAUGAUAAUCAGAGAAGAAGUGAAUCAAGAGACAAGGAUAGAUCCCAUGAUAAGGAGACAGACAGGGACAGGGAGCGAGACCGCUACCGGGAACAUGAUCGCUACCGUGAAAGGUCACGAGAUCUCAAUGGUAGAAGUGGUCGGGAUGGAGGGAGGGGGAUGGAUUGGAGAUCUAGGAAUGGAAGAGAUGGAGGCAGGGACAGGUACCGGGACAGGAGCAGGUCUCGAUCCCCUGGUAGACAUGGAUACUGAAGGUCAUCACAAAGUCCAGUUCACUAAUAUUAUGGAUCUUGUAGACAGAUGAAGAUCUGGACUUGUUGAGGUAGAUUUUCAUCUCAUGAGAUAUUAUGUGCGUGAUUUUGAAGAAUCUUGUUAUGUUGAUUCCAUGGGGUGAAACUCCUUUUUCUUGUAUCACAGAUUUCUUGAAAAUAUGUGAUCUUCAAGGGUUGAGGUAGGUAUUACCUUGGCGCUAGUCUGUUAAUUUUACUAUGCGGGUUUGGAUUUUGUUUUUGGACCAGAUUCAUUGUCUCUGAAAGGCCCCUUUCAGAGUCUUAGCCUUUGCCUGAGCAUGAAUCUCAGCUGCUCUGAUGUCCCAAGCAUAUUAGAGGUCAGGGUUCAAAUAGACAUGAGUGCAACUGCUACCAGUUAUUUUCUCUAUUUGAGGUAAAUGAUUAGUCCUUCCACAACUAAAAAAGAAUUUGGGUUGAUUAUUAUUGCAUGUGACGGUGUAUUUUGCUCUCCGAUGACGGUGAUGUCUUUGAGUCCGGUUAAGUUAAUAUUCUUGGAAGAAACAUGCCUGGGCUUCAAGGAGAUGCAUUUGGAGUUGGGUUUUAUGAUGAUCAUUCUUAAGGCAAAAGACAGAGCACUGCCCUUAUUCACGUUCAGUGUCUGGGGAUCUGGUUAUUGGGCUGGUUUAGCAUGGAUGAGAAAGGUAACAAAUGUUCCAAGUUAGUCCUAGCUUAGAUCAAGUAGUGUGUGCUUUCGUGCUUUUCGUUUUUCUACUCUUUGGUUUUGAUUAUGCUAAGUUUUUUGUAGAGUGAUAUAUUUUGCUGGCUUUUUGCUGUCGGCUUAGAAACAGAACUUUAUUUAGCUGAUGUGCCAUUCCAUGAUCAAGAAAAGUGGUAGCAUUUCCACUAAUGUCAAGGUAUAAACUCGUGUCUCUAUUACGCAGUGUUUUCAACUAUGCAGGAAGAGAAUGGUAUCGUGGUGUAUUAUAGACUCGUAGAUGGUGGAAGGGGAGUGAGGAGUAGUUCUUGCUGGGCGUUGGCAGACUUAAUUUACUCUUCGGUUCCUAGCUGUCUGUAAUGAAUGAAACUGUAGGAGGGUGAUUAAAUCUAGAAAAGUCUCCAUUUAUGGUGGUGGCUUUUACAAUCUGUUCUGCCCAUUGGCUUGAGACUUGUUCGGUUGUUCCUGAACUUUCUAAUGAUUGUACUUGUGGUGUGAAUGGUCCAACAAGCAGGCAAUUCUGGACAUUAUACA
Punica granatum (pomegranate) is the source of this 2488-nucleotide messenger RNA. The record is from RefSeq and is a predicted model, not a curated record. NCBI's taxonomy places the organism in Eukaryota, Viridiplantae, Streptophyta, Magnoliopsida, Myrtales, Lythraceae.